Messenger RNA from Penicillium waksmanii, 531 nucleotides. RefSeq lists its product as uncharacterized. The transcript has 4 exons. Gene Ontology annotation, biological process: spliceosomal complex assembly; regulation of mRNA processing. The record is from RefSeq and is a predicted model, not a curated record. Gene Ontology annotation, molecular function: ATP binding. Bases 1 to 531 code for a protein of 176 amino acids. NCBI's taxonomy places the organism in Eukaryota, Fungi, Ascomycota, Eurotiomycetes, Eurotiales, Aspergillaceae.
AUGCAAAAUUUCCUAUACCUUGCCAUCGCACUCCGGGUUCCUGUAGAUGUUGAAAAUUUAGAGGGCUAUGUGCCUGGUGGAUAUCACCCAGCUCUUAUCGGAGAUACCUUUUCUAGUGGCCGCUAUAACAUCGUUCAUAAGCUUGGGUUUGGUGGAUAUUCAACAAUUUGGCUUGCCUGGGAUACGAAACGCCUGCGCUAUGUAGCGUUGAAGAUACUGACUGCGUGGUCCUCGCCAGACAGCCAUGAGGGGGAUUGCUUAGUCGGAGAGCCUGCUGGUGGUAGUAUUGCUACAUCUAAGGAGAAUAGCACAAACUUGAUGUUUCCCCUGGAGGCUGCUAGAUCUACCGCUGCCCAGCUUCUUUUAGGCCUUUCCCACUUGCAUGCAAACGAUAUCUGCCAUGGAGACUUAGAUGGUCCAAGCAUACAUGAGCUAUACCAGCGCUUUGGUAAACCAUUUGAGGUUCCUAUCCAUCGAGUGGACGGAAAGCCUAGCGAACCUCACGUACCGCCCCAUGCUAUAUAUCCAUGA